Molecule: messenger RNA, 826 nt
Organism: Castor canadensis (American beaver)
Lineage: Eukaryota; Metazoa; Chordata; Mammalia; Rodentia; Castoridae
Source: RefSeq, a predicted model, not a curated record
CCCUCCCAUUGGACAGCAGCAGCUGAGCACAGGAGGAAGGAGGUGGGGGAGGGAGGUUCUGGGACGGACAUUGAGAUGUCUCACCCCAGCUCUGCUGUGCAGCCCCUGAAGCUGGUUGUGCAACUGCGCAGGGGAGGGGCUCCUCAGUGGGGAGAGAACCCUAGGACUCCUGCAGAACAAGGUUCGUCCAGGCAGCCCCUGCCCCCUUGGGGGCAUGCGUGCGACUGGCUUGGGGCAGCUGGCAUUCCAGUCCUGAUUGCAGGGAGGAGAGGCCUGAUUGGACAGUCCCCCUCUUCAGAAUCAACGGGCGGAACUUGACACCUCGGCUUGGGAGUGGCUGUCCUCUCUCCCUGGCACUUAUAAACUUCAGCCCAGAGGCUCUUGCUCGCUGCACCCCAUCUCCUUGCCCUGGUCAGCCCUCAGGACAUCAGUUUCAGCCCCAGGGUUCUAAUGGCAGCCGAGCCUUUGACAGAGCUGGAGACAGCCAUCGAGACAGUGGUCACCACCUUCUUCACUUUUGCAGGGCGGGAAGGCCGGAAGGGCAGCCUUAGCAUCAAUGAGUUUAAGGAAAUGGUCACCCAGCAGUUGCCGCACUUGCUCAAGGAUGUGGGCUCCUUAGAUGAGAAGAUGAAGAGCUUGGAUGUGAAUCAGGACUCGGAACUCAAGUUCAAUGAGUACUGGAGACUGAUUGGGGAACUGGCCAAGGAAAUCAGAAAGGAGAAGGCCCUGGAGAUCCGGAAGAAGUAAAGCCUGCUGGCCAGGAUGGGGGUGGGUAGGGCAGGGCUGGGCAGGGCCAGGCAGAACCCCACUCCCCCCAAAUAAAGCU